AUGGUCCGCCCAUUAGUACUUCUAGCUUCUCUCGCUCCUUUUGUCACAGCCAGUUGGAACAUCAAUAACCAGCAGAAUAGACAUGCCUGUCAAACACAAACACAAAACCCUUUGGAUGGGUGUGAUUUGAAAAGGACGAAAUAUGUAGGAAGUGGUUCCAAUUUCAAGACGGUGCAGUCUGCCGUUGCGAGCUUACCAAACAAUAAUGAUACAUAUAUUAUUCUUAUUGCAUCUGGCAACUACACGGAGCAGGUCAACGUCACUCGUCCUGGUCCUACAUAUUUGCUUGGUGAAACCGCAAAUCCUUACAAUCAAUCUGCAAAUACAGUGAAUAUCAUCUGGAGCGCGAUUGCUGGCAAAGGGGAUAACGCUUACACGUCCACUUUGACUGUUGCGCCUACUCUCAAUGCGUCUUUCACUGGAAGUGGCCCGACCGGGUUUGCUGUCCCACCAGGAACGCCAUUUGGAUCCAAAGACUUCAGAACAUAUAACCUGAAUUUCAUCAAUGAUUUUGCGCCAUACACUGAUGGACCUUCCCUCGCAUUGAGCAUAAGCUAUGCAAACGGUGGUUUUUACUAUACCGGCUUUUACAGCUACCAAGAUACUGUCUAUGUAGGCAAACUAUCCAAUUCGUACAUGUCUCAAUCUGUCGUCGCCGGUCAGACCGACUUCCUUUAUGGUUUCGGGACUCUCUUCAUUAACAACACGCUGCUCUCUCUCCGAUCAUGCGGAGGCGGAAUUACAGCUUGGAAGGGAACAAACACGACCUUUGAGAACAAAUAUGGAGUAUACAUUGUAGAUUCAUCAGUACAGAAAGCAAACAGUAGUUUGAGCAUCAAAGGAGCCUGUCCACUUGGUAGACCUUGGAACGCACAAAUGCGAGCAAUCUUCGCCCGCACCUACCUCGAUGAUUCGAUUCUUCCCACAGGAUACAUUGACUGGAUUCCUGCUCGCUACAAUGCCACCAAUGGUAACUACAGCACUACUCAAGCUGAGUAUAAGAAUUAUGGACCAGGUUACAACGCGACUGCGAGAGCCGCUUCGUUGUUUGAUGUGCAGCUCAGCGACUCGCAAUGGGCGCCAUACAGUAGUCCCGCUAAAGUAUUCCAAGAUCCUUCAGGAACUUUCGGUGAUGUAAGCUGGGUUGAUUUCAGCGUUUAA
Messenger RNA from Sclerotinia sclerotiorum 1980 UF-70, 1161 nucleotides. RefSeq lists its product as hypothetical. Lineage: Eukaryota; Fungi; Ascomycota; Leotiomycetes; Helotiales; Sclerotiniaceae. The record is from RefSeq and is a predicted model, not a curated record. Gene Ontology annotation, molecular function: pectinesterase activity. Gene Ontology annotation, biological process: cell wall modification. The transcript is spliced from 7 exons. The coding region runs from base 1 to 1161 and encodes 386 amino acids.